AUGCUUCAUAAGGAACAACAUCUAGCUAAUGUAUCCUCCCUGUCUGGGUUUCUUCUCCUGAAAUUCUCAGAAGUUUGGGAAAUGCAGAUACUGUACUUCAUUGGAUUCCUUGUUUUCUACCUGGCAGCAGUUGCAGGAAACCUUCUCAUCAUCUCUGCAGUUGCCUCUGACCACCACCUGCACACCCCCAUGUACUUCUUCUUAAUGAGCCUGGCCAUACAGGAUGUGGGACAAGUGUCUGUCAUCUUCCCCAAAGCCAUGGCCAAUUCCCUCAGGAACUGCAGGCACAUUUCUUACUCUGGAUGUGUGGCUCAAGUCCUCAUGUUUGUCUUCUUUAUAGCUUCUGAUUUCUUUCUUCUCACUGUCAUGGCGUAUGAUCGGUAUGUUGCCAUUUGCAAUCCACUGCACUAUGAGAUUCUGAUGAAUAAGCAUGUUUGCAUUCGAAUGAUUGCUACUGUAUGGAAUGUCAGCUUUUUCUACGAUGUGUUGCACACUGGAGGCACCUUUGCAACCCCCUUUUGCUCCAAUGACAUCAAUCAGUUUUUCUGUGAAAUCCCAGCCUUACUGAAGCUUGCCUGCUCUGACUUCCAUUUAGCUGAAAUAGUGGUUCUUUUUGUAAGUGCUAGCAUUGGGUUAUGCUGUUUUAUUUUCAUAGUUGUAACUUACGUGCACAUCUUCACUGCAGUCCUGAGGAUCCCCUCUGCGCUUGGACGACAAAAGGCUUUCUCAACCUGCCUUCCUCAUCUCAUUGUUUACUCCAUGUUUAUAUUCACUGGAUAUUUUGCCUACCUUAAACCCACCUCUAAUUUCACUUCACAUCUGGAUUUGGCAUUUACUUUGCUGUAUUCCAGUUUUCCACCUAUGAUGAAUCCCAUAAUCUACAGCCUGCGAAACAAGGAUGUAAAACAUGCUCUGUCAAAGUUAUUUGGUUUGAGGUCUUCUUUUAGGAAUAAUCUCUCAAUCCUUGUUCAGCAAAGGUGA
This is a messenger RNA of Varanus komodoensis (Komodo dragon), 981 nucleotides long. RefSeq names its product olfactory receptor 14A16-like. Gene Ontology annotation, biological process: G protein-coupled receptor signaling pathway. Gene Ontology annotation, cellular component: membrane. The coding region runs from base 1 to 981 and encodes 326 amino acids. Lineage: Eukaryota; Metazoa; Chordata; Lepidosauria; Squamata; Varanidae. Gene Ontology annotation, molecular function: olfactory receptor activity; G protein-coupled receptor activity. The transcript has a single exon. The record is from RefSeq and is a predicted model, not a curated record.